UUUGCCAUGUCUGGGCGUGGUAAGCAGGGAGGCAAAGCUCGCGCCAAGGCCAAGACCCGCUCUUCUCGGGCCGGGCUUCAGUUUCCCGUGGGCCGAGUGCACCGCCUGCUCCGCAAAGGCAACUAUGCCGAGCGGGUCGGGGCUGGGGCACCGGUGUACCUGGCUGCGGUGCUGGAGUACCUGACCGCCGAGAUCCUGGAGCUGGCUGGCAACGCGGCCCGCGACAACAAGAAGACUCGCAUCAUCCCGCGUCACCUCCAGCUGGCCAUCCGCAACGACGAGGAGCUCAACAAACUGCUGGGCAAAGUCACCAUCGCACAGGGUGGUGUUCUGCCCAACAUCCAGGCCGUGCUGCUGCCAAAGAAGACCGAGAGCCACCACAAGGCGAAGGGCAAGUAGAACGCUGGAUUAGUUUGCAGCAACUCAAUCCCAAUGGAACCAAAGGCUCUUUUCAGAGCCACCUA
Macaca mulatta (Rhesus monkey) is the source of this 464-nucleotide messenger RNA. It is a transcript of the gene H2AC13, whose product is annotated as H2A clustered histone 13. Gene Ontology annotation, molecular function: structural constituent of chromatin; protein heterodimerization activity; DNA binding. Gene Ontology annotation, cellular component: nucleosome. Lineage: Eukaryota; Metazoa; Chordata; Mammalia; Primates; Cercopithecidae. The record is from RefSeq and is marked inferred.